Molecule: messenger RNA, 1013 nt
Organism: Lagopus leucura (white-tailed ptarmigan)
Lineage: Eukaryota; Metazoa; Chordata; Aves; Galliformes; Phasianidae
Gene: TRAPPC5
Product: trafficking protein particle complex subunit 5
Exons: 1
Coding region: 1-567 (188 amino acids)
Biological process (GO): endoplasmic reticulum to Golgi vesicle-mediated transport
Cellular component (GO): TRAPPIII protein complex; TRAPPI protein complex; TRAPPII protein complex
Source: RefSeq, a predicted model, not a curated record
AUGGAAUCCCGCUUCACCCGUGGCAAAUCCCCUUUGCUGGAGCGCCCUCUGGGCCGCCCGCGGGGGGAGGUGAGCCUGAGUGCCUUCGCCCUCCUCUUCUGCGAGUUGGUGCAGUACUGCCAGCGCCGCGUCUACUCGGUGGCCGAGCUGCAGUCCAAACUGGCCCAGCUGGGCCACCAAGUCGGCCUGCGCCUCCUGGACCCGCUGGUGAGCCGCGAGCGGGGCGGGCGCCGCGAGACCAAAGUGCUGAGCAUCCUCCUCUUCGUCAAAGGCCCCGUGUGGAGGGCGCUGUUUGGGAAGGAGGCCGACAAGCUGGAGCAGGCCAACGACGACGACAAGACGUUCUACGUCAUCGAGAGGGAGCCUCUGGUCAACACCUUCAUCUCCGUGCCCAGGGAGAACAGCACGCUCAACUGCGCCGCCUUCACGGCCGGUUUGGUGGAGGCGGUGCUGGGAGCCAGCGGCUUCCCGGCCAAGGUGACGGCGCAUUGGCACAAGGGCACCACGCUGAUGAUCAAGUUUGAGGAGGGGGUCAUCGCGAGGGACAAGAGCCUGGAGGGACGAUGAGGGGGGCCUGGAGCUGGGAGGUGUCCCCCAUCCUCACCUUGGGACGCUCGCGUUGUUACGUGGCUCCAUAAAUGUUCUCCUGUCCCAUUGGGUGACCUUCAGCCCUGGGUGUCCAUCAGUGGUGUCCGUUGUCCCUCCUGGUGGCCCUUGGAACUGCUUGGGGACAUUGGGACCCACUGUUAUCCCUCAGCACAAGCUCCUGUCCUCACAUUGGGACGUUCACGUUGUUAUGUGGCUCUAUAAAUGUUCUCUUGUCCCAUUGGGUGACCUGCAACCCUGGGUGUCCAUCAGUGGUGUCUGUUGUCACUCCUGGUGGCCCUCAGCGCCUCCUGGGGACAUUGGGACCCACUGCAAUCCCUCAGCACCAAUCCCUGUCCUCACAGGGUCGCUCGCGUUGUUACCUGGCUCUAUAAAUGUUCUCCUGUCCCCUUGGGUGACCUUCAGCA